This is a messenger RNA of Iphiclides podalirius (scarce swallowtail), 315 nucleotides long. Lineage: Eukaryota; Metazoa; Arthropoda; Insecta; Lepidoptera; Papilionidae. The record is from the annotation of a GenBank genome assembly.
AUGUUCAUUCUACUUAUUCUAUUGCUGUACGCAUCUGACGCAAAAGGACACAGUGAAUCAAUAAAGAACGAAGAGGAGUGCAAGAUUGCGGAUCUCUGCGUCCACGACAAAGUGCCCAUGUGCGGAAUAGACUCUUGCGGCGAAAUGAGGACAUUCAUCGACACGUGUGACAUGCACGAGUUCAAUUGCGAUAGCAAAAAAGAUUUCAAACAGCGGCCUAUCCACGAAUGUUGGGUAACGUGUAAAAGGGGCCGAUCCUUCAAAAAGCCAGAAUAUCGCACGGACUGCAACCUUAAUCUGAAAUCAAACAGACUA